AUGUUGUCUUCUGAAAAGCGCCCCGUUAGGGUGGCCAACUGCUCCGGGUAUCAUGGGGAUCCGGCAUACGAGAUGUAUCGACAGGCAACACUCGGCGAUGUUGACCUUAUUACGGGAGAUUACCUCGCAGCCCGACUAGAAGUCAACCUUGCCAACAACGCCCAGGCCUGGAGAGAUGGAAAGCAUCCAGGAUACGAAGCAACUGCCUGGGAGGGACUUCGGCAGACGAUUGAUGUUAUUGCACAGAAGCGUAUCCGAGUGGUCAUUAAUGGUGGCGCUUUGGAUCCCAAAGCUCUUGCCCUGAAGACUCAAGCUCUGGUUUCCGAAAAGAAUCUGGAUCUCCGUGUGGCAUACCUUCUAGGCGAUGACUUGUAUUCCCACGUUGGACCGAACAUGCCCACCACAAAGGAAGAACUAAGUCAUCUUGACUCGGGGAAUCCUAAUGUCGUACCGUCGGAUCUAACAUACGCAUUUUUGAACACGCAGAAUGAGAAACCUAUCCCCAUGAUAUCUGCACAUGCUUAUUUGGGAGCUCGUGGCAUUGUGAAUGGCCUGCGUCGAGGCGCCGACAUUAUCAUUUGUGGUCGAGUUGCAGACGCAAGCCCUGUUAUAGCAGCAGCCUGGUAUUGGCAUGACUGGUCAGAGACAGACUACGACAAUCUUGCUGGGUCAUUAAUUGCUGGGCAUUUGAUUGAAUGUUCUGCAUACGUGACGGGCGCCAACUUUGCCGGAUUUGAUAGGUAUGAUCUGGAUGACCUCGUGGCCCCGGGGUUUCCUAUCGCUGAGAUUGACGCCGACGGCACUUGCGUUAUCACUAAACACUCAGGUACGCCAGGUAUCGUAAGUGCAGAUACUGUCUGUUGUCAGCUCCUUUACGAACUCCAGGGAACGACCUAUCUCAAUAGUGAUGUUAGCGCUUAUAUUGCCGAGGUGAAUAUCGAGGAGGAGAGCAAAGAUCGGGUACGUGUAUCCGGUGUUCGAGGAUUCCCACCACCGGCGACCACCAAGCUUGCAGUCUUCUAUCAAGGAGGAUACGAGGCCCAACUCUUGCUAAAUGCAACGGGGUUUGCGACAGGGAAAAAGUGGGAUCUUCUCGAACGGCAAAUACUCCAUUUUCUCCCCGAAGAAGCGAAAAGAAGUCUGGAGACGUUGGAAUUCCAGAGAAUUGGAACACCCGCAUGGAAUCCAAUGUGCCAGGGCGAAAGCACUACCUAUCUUCGAGUAUUCGUGACCUCCCGCUAUGAGAGCGCUGUUCUUACGGUGGCAAAGGCCAUGCAGGAAAUUUCUCUCAAGCACUUUUCUGGGUUUCAUGCAUCACUGGAUACCCGGACAGCCAUACCGCGGCCUUUCCUUGCAUACUAUCCAGCGUUGAUUAAACAGGCCGACAUUCAUGAGGAAAUCAACCUGAUCCAUGGGGCCGACGAUAUCCGAUCGUAUGAGACCGGUCAUCCUCCACAGUAUCAAGAUCUUAUUACGCGAGAGAACUACGACCCGACUGAUCCCCAUGUCUUUACAGGACCUACCACGCAGCUCCGCCUUGGGGAUGUUGCUCUUGGCCGAUCAGGCGACAAGGGGGGCAAUCUUAAUUGUGGAAUUUUCGUCACAAAUCCCAGCCACUGGCCAUGGCUUCGAUCAUACAUGACGAAAGACCGUAUGCGCCAGCUCAUCGGCAAAGACUGGCAUGACAGCUUCUUCCUGGAACGGGUUGAGUUCCCAAAGAUCCAGGCCGUACACUUUGUCAUCUACGGGAUUCUCGGACGCGGUGUAAGUAGUAGCAGUCGUCUAGAUGGGUUUGGAAAGGGAUUCGUCGAUUAUAUUCGCGACAAGUUUGUGGAUGUUCCUGGGGAGAUAUUGGAAUGAUUCCGUUCGGUGCCAUGAUGGUAUUGCUAUGCCGGAAUGUGGUCGUUUAUUCGCAAACCGGUCGUUGUUGUUUUACGCGUAUGUAGGCGCCUCCCGCUUUGGGAAACUCGGAUCGGAAUCCGACCUUGCGACGCAGGGAAGGAUCCGCGGCAGGUUCCGAUAAUCAGCAGGAGGAUUACGGUCAGCUGGCAAGCUCUGGGACUGCUUAGGAUAUACAUAU
Aspergillus sclerotioniger CBS 115572 is the source of this 2080-nucleotide messenger RNA. Its product is annotated as acyclic terpene utilization AtuA family protein. Lineage: Eukaryota; Fungi; Ascomycota; Eurotiomycetes; Eurotiales; Aspergillaceae. The record is from RefSeq and is a predicted model, not a curated record. Bases 1 to 1860 code for a protein of 619 amino acids. The transcript is spliced from 7 exons.